AGGAAUAUACAAUUACGGCCUGCUGCAUUGGUGAACAGCUCAACCGGUAAGUCGAAGUUUCAAAACAAUACACACAGCGUAAUUGAGGCGGAGGCGGACGACACGAUGCCGCCACCACCGCAGCCGAAGAAGCCGGCGCACCGCACCCCCCUCGACAUCGACCAUGUCGCCAUCGACUUCUCGACGGUGAAGCCGUCGCCGUCCGCAGCAGCGGCUCCGCCCGCGGCGUCGGCGUCCCCGGCCGUCAUCCCCGGCCUGCUAGAGCUUAUGCAGCAAGAGCAGCAACAGCAAGCCGAUGGACGGCAAGCGGUGUCGGACGUGCGUGCCUUCGAUCCAAGCCUGCAGGGUGUCGCACAGCGACAGCUGAGUGGUGCGGGGCUUGCGGCCAGCCGUCGAAAGAAGGUGUUCGGCGGUCAGCCCUUCGUCCCGCCGAGCGCGGCGACGACGACGACGGAUGCGGUGGAGGUCAACGUCAACAGCAAAAACGGAGACGUUAGUAUCGCAACCUCCGCUCUGAAGCAGACGGCGCCCAUCGGUGAGACCAGCGGUGCUGCUGCUGUGCCUGCGACUCCCCCUCCGGUGCAGCCGAGCAGCGACCCGGCCGCCGCCGCUGCGCAGGAUGCCCUGGACUUUCUGAUCGCCGCUCAAGUGAAGCUGCAGCAACAGAGCAGUAGUAGUAGUAGUAGCGGUUUUUCCUCUGACUUACAGAAGCGACGGGAGAUGUACGCGCAACAGCUGCGGGACUUCUGCCAGCGAGGGCGCCGCCCAUUGCCGCCCGUUGACGCGUCGAGCUCAUCUGCGUCCGCUACUACCCCACCUCCUCCUUCCACUUCUUCAUCUGCCACUGUCUUGUUCCCCAACACGAGCACCUCCCACACGAACUCGCUGCUUCGGCGGCUCUUCGCUGACGGUGUGCCGGACGUCGAGCCGUGGGAUCGCUGGACAUCGGCCGCACCACGCUACGGUGACGCGAAGCACCUCAUCGUGAACCCCCUCACCGCGACACCGGCGCAGGUGCGCGGCGCGCAGUUGGACCUGCUGCACCACCCCGUCAUCCCCGACUCGCACUACACCCGCCACUAUCAACACCGCGACCUGGAGCAGCCCGUCCUCGUGACGGUCGCCUACAAAACAAAGGCGGAGCUGCGCGCGGAGCGGCGGGAGAGGCUGAAGGAGAAGCAAGCGAAGAAGCAGCGGCAGCAAGCGGACAAACAGGAAAUGGCAGCGGCAGACGCACCGACAUCGUCGCUCGCCGCAUCCUCAUCCGCCGCCGCACGCCAGCUCCUGCACGACCGCCUGUCCACCAAGAAUCUCGCCUUGAAUCUUUUCGCCGCGAGUGUGCUGAACCCACUCGCGGCGGAUACAACGGUUCUCCAGCAGUACGAGCUGCGCGACCUCGAGCACCAGCGCCGCAACCACGAGCGGCACGUCGCCGCGCUGCCGAACCAGAUACUAAAGCGCGAGCGCGAUCAGCAGCGGUACGCGACGGAGCAUCCGCUGCUGCGCGCCUACCGGAUUUACCCCAUCUACGGACCUGCCCACCUGGGCAAGCUCCGCCACUACGCCAAUGACAACCUGCUGCGCGGAUUCGUGCUGUACGUGGCGGAGUGUGAUGCGGUGGUGGUGCUGGCGGGCGGGGAGAAGGCGGUGCGCCACCUCGACCAAUGGAUUCUGCAGAAGAUGGUGUGGGAGCACCACGACACGCGCGCGCAUCGACUCGCGACGGUGCCGCUGAUGGACGCCGAGAGCUUCUCAUUUCACUUACCGAAGGCACAACCGCCGCAGGGAGGAGGCGGUCGGGUGUACAAGCAGGGGAAGCUGAUGGAGGGGGCCUCCGCCACGGCGGACCCUGCGGCGAGGGAGGCGGUCUUUAUCAAGAUGGCGCCGAGCGUGGAGGAGGGGGAACGGUUCCUGCGCGAGCUGCCCGCCCCGUCCAGUCCCUGGACUGACUUGAGCGCCAUCUGGCGUACGGCGUUCUUGCAGGAUGGACUGCAGAGCGAGGUGGGGAGAGAGAAGAGGUGA
Molecule: messenger RNA, 2022 nt
Organism: Leptomonas pyrrhocoris
Lineage: Eukaryota; Euglenozoa; Kinetoplastea; Trypanosomatida; Trypanosomatidae
Exons: 1
Coding region: 106-2022 (638 amino acids)
Biological process (GO): mRNA splicing, via spliceosome
Cellular component (GO): U4/U6 x U5 tri-snRNP complex
Source: RefSeq, a predicted model, not a curated record